This is a messenger RNA of Lycium barbarum (goji berry), 1630 nucleotides long. RefSeq names its product agamous-like MADS-box protein AGL11. Gene Ontology annotation, cellular component: nucleus. NCBI's taxonomy places the organism in Eukaryota, Viridiplantae, Streptophyta, Magnoliopsida, Solanales, Solanaceae. The transcript has 9 exons. The record is from RefSeq and is a predicted model, not a curated record. Gene Ontology annotation, biological process: positive regulation of transcription by RNA polymerase II. Gene Ontology annotation, molecular function: DNA-binding transcription factor activity, RNA polymerase II-specific; RNA polymerase II cis-regulatory region sequence-specific DNA binding; protein dimerization activity. Bases 638 to 1363 code for a protein of 241 amino acids.
AAAAUAUUGAAAUGAAAACUUUCUUUCGUUUCCCUUUCUUCCAUGCACUUAUUUUUGCAGUGUCUGAAAUGUGUAUCUUUCUUUUCAUUAUGGCAAAUUUAUUUAAAUUGAGUUUCGUGUGGAAGUGAGUCAAGUUUUAGAUCUGCAACCAUAGUUCAGAGAAUAAUGGGGUUUCUUAUUUGAAAAAUCUCAUUUUUCAUUCUUUCAAUUCUCCAUACCAUUUUGCUUAUUUCUUUGAAAAAAACAAAGUCUUUAAAACAUGCAUAUCUUUUGUAGCUAUGUACGCAAGAUUGUUCUUGUAUGCAUCUUUUCUUGCAUACAAAACCAAAAAAAUACUAGCGCUACAAAAAAAAAAAAAAAAAAAAAAGAAUUAGUUUGGAUAUUGAUCGCUAAUCUCUCUUUGAAUAGUCCGUAGCUAACAUGAUUUUUUAAUAACCCGUCGCUAAUCCAUUGCUAAAUAGGAUUGGAGACAGAUUUUUGCAUCAUUCAAUCUUUUAUUACUUCUCUUGAUUACACACGUCUUUUUUCGGAGGUGUUUAGCGACAUAAGUUGUCGAUCCGUCUAUUUGUUUUAGUACUUUUUACUGUAUAAUAUUUGGAGCUUCUCCAAGAAAAAAAAUAUUCCAACACUAAUUUGGAUGAUGUUUCUUACUAAAUCUGGCAUGGAGAUGGGUCGAGGAAAGAUAGAGAUAAAGAGGAUAGAGAACAACACAAACAGGCAAGUGACAUUCUGCAAGAGGAGAAAUGGAUUGCUGAAAAAGGCCUACGAACUCACAGUUCUCUGUGAAGCUGAGAUUGCUCUUAUUGUUUUCUCCACUCGUGGCCGUGUCUAUGAGUACUCUAACAACAACAUUAAGGCAACUAUUGACCGGUACAAGAAGGCAACUACAGAAACCUCUAAUGCUUGCACCACUCAAGAGCUUAACGCUCAGUUUUACCAACAAGAAUCAAAGAAGCUGCGCCAACAGAUACAAAUGAUGCAGAAUUCAAACAGGCAUCUGGUUGGUGAAGGCUUAAGCUCUUUGAAUGUAAGAGAGCUGAAGCAGUUGGAGAACAGACUUGAACGAGGCAUUAGUAGAAUUAGGUCAAAAAAGCAUGAGAUGAUACUGGCUGAAACUGAGAAUCUGCAGAAGAUGGAAAUUCAACUGGAACAGGAGAAUGCAUUCCUCAGAUCAAAGAUAGCAGAAAAUGAGAGGCUUCAGGAAUUAAGCAUGAUGCCAGCUGGAGGUGGGCAAGAGUACAGUGCAAUACAACAAUAUUUAGCAAGAAAUAUGCUUCAACUUAAUAUGAUGGAUGGCCAAGGUGUCUCUUCCUAUGAUCCAUUGCCUCCUCAUCAUGACAAGAAGUCCCUUGAGCUUCACUAGACCAAGUAAAUCUCCACUAAGCGUUUUGAGAAAUUUAAUGAAGGAAAUUUGGUGUUUAGAACUUAUGAAGUAAUCUCUAAUGAUUGUGUGUUGCUUAAAUUAGUACCUUAUUUUGUGUAUUUGAAUUGUUUGCCAUUAUUUUUGGGACAAUUGUAAGAAUUUGAACUGGUAGAUUUAUCAGCUUUCCUGCAAUAGACUUUGCACACAACACUGAGUUUUGGCUAAAACUUUUUAGGCAAUUUCUAUUUAAUCUGUCAGUGCUUUCUA